UUCCUAACUACGUGGACAGGCCUUUAAAGUGUGUAUUAUCUCCUUUUACGGCAUAAUGAGGAGACUACACGUAAGUCACGUGCCUGCACGAGCCAAGACAAUUGGCCAUCGGCCUAUUACUUUCUAUCUCAAUGGACUACCAAGUAUUAAGUCGUUUUCCUGUGCGCCAGGCUGUGAGAACGCUGCUAACUACUUGCACAGGACUUUAAAGCCUGUAAUAUGGCUUUUUACGGCCUAAUAAGGAGUCAGCUAGAGUAGUACACCCUCAUGAGUACAGUUUAGGUUUUCAACGGUCAAACCCCCAUUAAAAAACGCUGCUUUUAGACCCCCUAAAAAAUCUGUGACGUCACAGAUUUUAUCAUACCUCAAAUGAGUAAACAAGUCACGUGAUAUCCAACAAAUUUGCUGACAUCAUCAAAAAUGACGGCACUCGACAAAACUGCUGACAUCAACAAACGCGCAAAUCUGUUUGAAUAGAAAGGGAAAAUCCCUACGCAAAUUGCGACCGCUGUUAGUUAAAGUCUAAAUGUACUUAUAAUAAAGAGAAAUGAGUUGGUUUAAGAAUACAAUCAUGGAACUUCCAGCUGAAAAUGGUCACAUUGAGAUUGUUAAGAUGUUCAAAGAGUGGGGUGUGACAGACUUUGAUUGGGCCAUGAAACGUGCAGCUGAAAAUGGUCACAUUGAGACUGUUAAGAUGUUCAAAGAGUGGGGUGCGACAGACUUUAAUUGGGCUCUAGAAAGUGCAGCUGUCAAUGGUCACAUCGAGAUUGUUAAACUAUGCAAAGAGUGGGGUGCGACAGAUUUUGAUUGGGUCAUGAGUCUUGCAGCUGAAAAUGGCCACAUUGAGAUUGUUAAGAUGUUCAAAGAGUGGGGUGCGACAGACUUUAAUUGGGCUCUAGAAAGUGCAGCUGUCAAUGGUCACAUCGAGAUUGUUAAGAUGUUCAAAGAGUGGGGUGUGACAGACUUUGAUUGGGCCAUGAAACGUACAGCUGAAAAUGGUCACAUUGAAACUGUUAAACUGUGCAAAGAGUGGGGUACGACAGAUUUUGAUUGGGCCAUGAACCUUGCAGCUGAAAUGGUCACAUCGAGAUUGUUAAGAUGUUCAAAGAGUGGGGUGCGACAGACUUUGAUUGGGCCAUGAAACGUGCAGCUGUCAAUGGUCACAUCGAGAUUAUUAAGCUGUGCAAAGACUGGGGUGCGACAGAGUUUAAUUGGGCCAUUCUUAAUGCAGCUGGCAAUGGUCACAUUGAGAUUGUUAAGAUGUGCAAAGAGUGGGGUGCGACAUACUUUGAUUGGGCCAUGAGACUUGCAGCUCGCAAUGGUCACAGCGAGAUUGUUGUAUUGCUGCGUGGUUUUGAUGUCAUUCAUGAUGAAUUGCUGCGGCAUCAUCACAAGCGUAAUUUUUAUGCAAAACUAUGGAAUGAGGUACUGCCAGUGGCGUGGCAUCCGGAUCGAUUUUGGAAUUGGUGUGUAGAUGAGGAAGAAAAGCGCGAGAUAUCUAAAUUAUGGAUGUAAUGUCCAAUUUUUUAAACCUCAACCAGGAUCAAAAUACUGGACAUUACUUUUAUAAUUUAGAUAUCUCGCGCUUUUCUUCCUCAUCUAAAACACCAAUUCCAAUAUCGAUCCGGAUGCCACGCCACUGGCAUUACCUCAUUCCAUAUUU
This is a messenger RNA of Hydractinia symbiolongicarpus, 1663 nucleotides long. RefSeq names its product ankyrin repeat domain-containing protein 50-like. The record is from RefSeq and is a predicted model, not a curated record. NCBI's taxonomy places the organism in Eukaryota, Metazoa, Cnidaria, Hydrozoa, Anthoathecata, Hydractiniidae. Bases 548 to 1141 code for a protein of 197 amino acids. The transcript is spliced from 2 exons.